UUUCCUGUGCACACAAAUCCCUCUUUCUUCUUUCUCUCGUCACCAAAGGAAAACCAAUCCAGCCAUCUGCGUCGACGAGAUGGGUCAGGUCGUCGCCAAGGCGAAGCAAGGUGCCGAGCAGGCGACGCAGAAGACCGAUAAGGACGGCAAGGUUGUGCCUAAACCUAGUGAGGCCAAGGAGCUCAUCAAUUUUAUGGCGAAAAACUACGAGACUAAAGUCCAGAGCGCAAAAACCUUCGACGAAUUCUACCACGCCAUUUAUGAACUCAUCGAAAUGUUCUGUGAAGAACGAGGGCAGUUGCAGUACAAGAUGCCAUCGAAAAAGAGACUUGAGGAUGCGUACAAGGCUGUUCACCCCAACGGUACAGCAAACCUGAGCAAGACGGACUUCAUGAAGAUCACCGAGAGUAUCAUCACGAUGGACAGCUUCACCUUCGGCAAGGCCGCCCUUGACGUGCUGGUGGUCCUCUUCGGCGCCCCGGUGUGCGCGCUCCUCGCCAAGAGGAUCAUCCCGGGCCUCAAGUCCUUCUCCGACGACAUGGUCAUUCCUUUGGCCACCUCUGGCGCCGUUGUGUACCUUGCCAAGACCAACAAGCUAUGAGCAGGCACAAUGACAAAAUUGUUACUGCUACUGCUAGCCACAGAACAAAUAAUGUGUCGACUCUCGAAUAGUAGCGAACUAACGAUACAAUUCUGUGGUGGUUCAGUUGUGUUCAGAUUGUAAAAUUUGUAAAGAUGUAUAGUAUUAAAACUUGAUGUGGCAUUACUGUGCUCUUCAUGUAACACUCUCCAAGUAUAUAUAAUUCUGCGACUGUAACUCAAAUUCAGAAAUAUUCAGAAACCAAUUCAGAUU
Lolium rigidum is the source of this 853-nucleotide messenger RNA. RefSeq lists its product as uncharacterized. The coding region runs from base 80 to 601 and encodes 173 amino acids. The transcript has 4 exons. NCBI's taxonomy places the organism in Eukaryota, Viridiplantae, Streptophyta, Magnoliopsida, Poales, Poaceae. The record is from RefSeq and is a predicted model, not a curated record.